AUGGGUGGGGAAUCAUCAGCUGGUCAUGGCACUGCUACAAAUACUUUACCCUCAUCUGCUCCUGCUUACGAAUUGCCAUGGGUUGAAAAGUAUCGACCUAUACUACUUGACGAUAUUGUGGGCAACAAUGAGACGAUUGAACGUCUCAAGAUUAUUGCAAAGGAUGGGAAUAUGCCACACGUCAUCAUCUCUGGGAUGCCGGGUAUCGGGAAAACAACUUCAGUGCUUUGUCUCGCUCGCGCAUUAUUAGGCGAUGCCUAUAAAGAGGCUGUGCUUGAACUGAACGCGUCUGACGAACGUGGAAUCGACGUAGUUCGGAAUCGUAUAAAGGGAUUUGCACAAAAGAAAGUCACCCUACCUGCUGGUCGACAGAAGAUCGUUAUCCUUGAUGAAGCUGAUAGCAUGACUGCCGGCGCCCAACAGGCCCUUCGCCGCACAAUGGAAAUAUACUCAUCCACUACCCGGUUCGCUUUUGCUUGUAAUCAAUCCAACAAGAUCAUUGAACCUCUUCAGUCCCGUUGUGCAAUUCUCCGAUAUUCACGCUUGACAGACCAGCAAGUUCUCAAGCGACUUAUGGAAAUUUGUGAGGCAGAGAAAGUUGAUUAUUCAGAUGAUGGAAUCGCAGCCUUGAUAUUUUCGGCAGAGGGAGACAUGAGGCAGGCAAUCAACAAUUUACAGAGCACUGUGGCAGGCUUUGGGUUUGUGAACGGGGAUAAUGUGUUCAAAGUAGUUGAUUCCCCACAUCCAAUUGCCGUACAGGCAAUGAUCAAGGCUUGCAAUGAGGGAAAGAUUGACUCGGCGCUCGAAAAAUUGGAAGAACUAUGGGAUAAAGGGUAUUCAGCUGUUGAUAUAAUUAGUACUAUGUUUAGGGUUACCAAGACUAUUGAUAGUUUGAGUGAACAUGCUAAGUUGAACUUCAUUAAGGAAAUUGGGUUUACACAUAUGCGUAUCCUCGAAGGUGUCUCAACCCUUCUACAGCUGAAAGGCUGCGUGGCACGAUUAUCAAAAAUAAAUAUGCACCCAGAACUUUUUGUUCCUAAAUGA
Molecule: messenger RNA, 1044 nt
Organism: Morchella importuna
Lineage: Eukaryota; Fungi; Ascomycota; Pezizomycetes; Pezizales; Morchellaceae
Exons: 5
Coding region: 1-1044 (347 amino acids)
Biological process (GO): DNA-templated DNA replication; DNA repair
Cellular component (GO): DNA replication factor C complex; Rad17 RFC-like complex; Ctf18 RFC-like complex
Molecular function (GO): ATP binding; ATP hydrolysis activity; DNA binding
Source: RefSeq, a predicted model, not a curated record